AUGUGGGUGGUGCGAUACCAGAAUAGAUUAGAAGAUGGUUCUAUUAGCUUUAUAUCAUGUUGUCUUCAGGCCUUCAAAAGUUAUAGCAUAGGUAGAUCAAGUAAAAACCCAUUGUUAAUUAAAAACGAUAAGAGUAUUUCUAGGCAGCAUAUCACAUUCAAAUGGCAAUUGAAUGAUAGUUCAGAUUUGAAAUACAAUAGCCUUUGUCUAAUUAACCAGGGUAAAUUGACAUCAAUAAAUAAAAAGUUCAUGAAAGUUGGCGAAACAUUCACUAUCAAUGCCUCGGAAGUUUUAAACUCUACUGUUAUCGAACUGGGUACAACCCCUAUUCGCAUAGAGAUCGAAUGGAUAAAUGAAGUCUGGAAUGUCCCCUCUCAUUUGACACAAUUCAGGAAGAUACUUUCCGAAUUUGGUAUCUCCACAGAGGUUUCUGUCAAUGACAUUCCUGCUAAUCUGAUGAUUAGCGAUUUUCCGAAUAACGAGGACAAGUGCAUACGGGAAUUGUAUGCACUUGUUAAUUUUAUACCCUUGAAAAAAUCACAGUUACUGGUUGAGUUAUGUAAUACUCUUCUAUCCACAUCUAAAACGGAUUCAAAGUUUAAUGAAAGGUGGAAUGAUAUGAUAAAUAGUCCGGAGUACAACGUGUUUGAUUUUGCUCCGAAUAUUUUGCAUUCGAAGUUUAUGAGGCUGAGUAAUAUCAAUGUAUUAACCACCAUUAGUAAUGAGCCGCAUCUAUCAUCUCUCCUGGGGACCUUCAAUGUAAGAUUAUUUGCAUUCGACAACAUCGAUAAUUUGUAUAAGCACGUUGAUAGCUUGAAACCAUCAACGAAAUACCUGAUUUUAGCAUCUACAAACAAGAAAGAAAAUGGACAAGUUUUAUGCACUAUCAAAGCGUUAUUAACAUCAAUAAUAGAUGGUACCUUAACCUCAGUGACUAAUACUAAGAGUGCAUCUUUAAGAGGUCAAGAUAACGACAAGUUAAAAGGAGCCUCUGAGGGAUUUUCUGGUGCUUUAAAAACGCCUCGUGUACCUGAAUUUGAAAUUAGUCCAGUAAUCUUAAAGAAGCGAAGGUUGAAUAGACCUAGAGUUCUGCCGCUCGAUAGUCUUGAUUUUUUUGCUGGAGGUUUGAGUGCUAAGGCUUCAUUAAAAAACGACCCCUUAACUGACCCUAAGAAGCCCAAUUGUGGCCCAAAUUCAAAGACUGUCAUCUCAAGCCCUAUCAUUGGAAGGGCAGAUGAAAAAAACACUUUACCUUCUCAUGACGCACAAAAGCUGGUUGAAGAUAUUGGAAAGAAAAGCGAUCACAAUAGCCCUGGUGCUAUAAUUGUCAGUAGCCCCAACUUAGAUGCUGUACACACGAAUGAGGAUUCUAUGGGCAAAUCACUACCGCCGCAUAAGCUACCACAACUGUCAUCGCCAAAGUUAACAGGGAUUCACUCCCAAAACAAAUCUUCUAACCCUGUCAAUAGUGAAACCGCUGCUACGAAUUUAAUGGAAGGUGAUAAUACUAAGAAUCGUACGAUCAAAAAUCGGCGUACUCAGGAUAUAGUACAAAACCCUAAAAGCAUUUGUAACCUUCCUAACUAUUCGCAGGAAAUUUCAUCUCCAUUACAAGCAAAUUGUAAGUCACCUGUUAAGGAAUCAUCUCAUAAAAAAAAGUCUGGUACGCCGCAAGCAUUUGUUGAGGCUAUUCAAAAAACGAAAAAUAGAGAAGUCAAAAGAGUUAAAUCAACUAUUGUUGAAUUAGAAGAUGAAGAGUUGAGCGAAGAAGCUAUUAACCAGCUAAAAAAUUUGGCUAUCGUAGAGCCUAGUAAUGAUAUGCUAAGAAAACCAUCUGAUAGAGGUGGGUACAAGACAAACAGCACAACUGGAGAAGGCGAUAAUGGUCUAACGAAGCAAGAAUGGCAUAAACGUAGGAAUUUCAAGACUUUUAUUAAAGUGUGGCCAAAAUCUAAUGCACAAAAGAAGGAAGGUAAAAACAACACUCAAAGUUCAGAUUUUAUACGAAAUGCAGCCUUCUUAAUCACGAGAAAUUACGUUCCACUAAAAAAAUACUCUAAGAAGAAUAAAGCUACAAAGGGGAACGGAGACGAGAACGAAGAUAUGUUUGCUUUGAGGGAGAUGGAAAAAUUGGGAUCCAAUACAUAUACACCUGAUUAUACAAACUCAAAUGCUAUCCAGGAAAGAUCUCAACCUCGAAAUAUAUUCAUGAAUGAGGAUAGUUCAGAUGACGGAGAGAAAGAUUCGUUCUCGUUUUCUCGCUCUUCAGGUACUGCAACCAAUCUUCAACCAGCAAAAAGCAGGAUGUUUAUUACUGAUGAAGAUGAUAUUGAUGAUAUUGAUGAUAUUGAUGAUAAAAACUGUAGACUAAAGGACAGAGAGAAUAACCGUAAACUGGUUGCGGUGAAGGAAACAAAUGUACGGCCAAACAUGCCAGAGGAAUCUUCCAACCAAAGUAGACGCAGUAGAAGCGCAACGGGCAGGCCACAUGGCUCUUCCGAGGCAUUCGGUAACGGUGACGACGACGACGAUGAUGAUGGCCCGAAGUUUACGUUUAAAAGAAGAAAAGGAUAA
Saccharomyces paradoxus is the source of this 2574-nucleotide messenger RNA. It is a transcript of the gene XRS2, whose product is annotated as Xrs2p. The record is from RefSeq and is a predicted model, not a curated record. Bases 1 to 2574 code for a protein of 857 amino acids. Gene Ontology annotation, molecular function: protein binding. The transcript has a single exon. Lineage: Eukaryota; Fungi; Ascomycota; Saccharomycetes; Saccharomycetales; Saccharomycetaceae.